Messenger RNA from Melitaea cinxia (Glanville fritillary), 617 nucleotides. RefSeq lists its product as uncharacterized. The transcript has 2 exons. NCBI's taxonomy places the organism in Eukaryota, Metazoa, Arthropoda, Insecta, Lepidoptera, Nymphalidae. The record is from RefSeq and is a predicted model, not a curated record. The coding region runs from base 159 to 488 and encodes 109 amino acids.
GUCAUUAAUUAUUAUAUUAGUAUUUCAUUGGGAAAACCACAUUAUUUAUCUAAAUAGGUUGUUUUUAUAAUCUCUGUUCAAACAUUGAUGAGUAUAAAAGUAUAAUCGAACAACAAGAUAGCAUCAUUUCAAUUAACUGAAACAGUGAAACAGUAAACAUGAAUUUUAAAGUACUUCUCGCUUUCUGCGUUGUUUUGACAAUAGCAUGUGCACUUCCCCAAACUGGGUGGACUGGGUGGCCACCAACAGGGGCAAUAAACCCUUGGAUACCACCAUGGAUUUCUUCAGCUCCGUGGUACCCGCAGUGGACACCUUGUACUACUGUCGGCAAGUCUUGCCUCGAUUGCUCUACUAAGCUUGUUUGCAUGAAGAUAGGCGGGAUGCAAAAAAUUUGUACCGACCCGACUAUGCCAUACUGCAAUCUUGGAGAGUGUUCUGCAACGCCUUCAGCAGAAUGUGCCCCGCCUGCGGUUCCUGCGUCUGAAUAAAAAUGUGUUCAGUUAAAAUCAUAUAUCUAAAAUAUUAUGUAACAACUUGUAUACUCACCGUGUAAAAUUAACUUGUAAAAUAUAUCUCACUUUAAAAUGUCAAAUAAAUAAAAGUUUUGUUAUUUAAAA